CAGUUAUGAGUAUUUCGCCGGGCUUUAAAACGUGCACACGCGACGAGUAUAAAAUGCCUGUAAUAAAAGGCUGUGGCAAGCAUUAAUUGUUCAGUACUCCGACGAGUCGCAACUAACCGAGCGGCCAGCCCCACCAACAAAUCAACCAUCCAUCCAGCAUCCCAACUAUACAAAAAAUCAUUGGCCUAACCUUUACGGAAAAAAGAAUCCGCCACGUCGCCAACUAAAAAAACGUUGUUCAGCCCGUGAUAAACGCGUGUGUUUGUGUGAAGCAAGAAGUAGCAGCUUGAAACCGUGUCCCAUUUACUCCAAGAAGAUUGCAUAAUUUCUCAUUAAAGAUGAAGUUUGUUAUUGUAUUUGUUGCUGUUUGCAUUGUCUCCGUCAUGGCUGCGCCAGCACCACAGCAAGAAGUACAGGUUUUACGUUACGAUUCCGAUGUGGAGCCUGAGGGAUAUAAAUUUCUUGUUGAGACCAGUGAUGGUAAAUUACACGAGGAGGAGGGCAAACUGAAGGACGUCGGCACCGAUCAUGAGGCGAUAGUUGUACGUGGUUCCUUCUCUUAUGUCGGCGAUGAUGGUCAAACUUACACUGUCAACUACAUAGCUGAUGAGAAUGGCUUCCAGCCGGAGGGCGCUCAUCUGCCACGUGUCUAAGACGGUUGACACUGUUUGUAGGCGUUCCUUUUCUAUCACAAAUCCCAUCUGAUCUGUACGAGUACUGAGUUUCAAACGAGCGGGCAUAUCCAGCGAUUUUAUAUUCAUUGUGUUAACUAGGUUUAAGCUACAUACACACAGAUACUAUUUACAUAAGUGAACAAGAAGAACACAAAACAUUGUAAUGCGAGCAUGAGCAAAUAAAUCCGAGUACAUUAUGUUAAUGACUUCAAAUAACUGAA
Molecule: messenger RNA, 895 nt
Organism: Bactrocera dorsalis (oriental fruit fly)
Lineage: Eukaryota; Metazoa; Arthropoda; Insecta; Diptera; Tephritidae
Product: larval cuticle protein 65Ag1
Exons: 2
Coding region: 339-653 (104 amino acids)
Cellular component (GO): chitin-based extracellular matrix
Molecular function (GO): structural constituent of chitin-based larval cuticle
Source: RefSeq, a predicted model, not a curated record